CCAGCAACUACUCCACACACACCAUGAGCCACUCACCCCCCUCUAACAACGGCGACCAUCUCGACGGCGCGACAGUCAUCGGGGCCAACGACCAGGGCUACGCCCUCGGCAAGCAGGCCUCGGGCUCGAGCUCGUCCAAGCCAUUCCUUCUCCCGCCCAGGCCUCAGCGCGGCGGCGUCCCCGAGGCAUUGCGCGCCGAGAACCUCCCCUUUGUCGACACGUCGUCAUACCUCGAUGAGAAGCGCGACCUCCUCGUCAAGAUCGGCAAGGGCGGCGUCGCGCAGGCGCUGCACGACCUCAACACCGAGCUCAAGAACAAGGGCCACACCGGCAUCAUCUCGGACAAGCGGCCCCACCAGGUCGUCGGGCGCGAGGUCAACCCCGGCUCGUUCGGCCUGUACGAGUACGCCUCGGGCCCCAAGCUCAUCCUCGAGCCUGGCCGCUACCCCGGUCUUCCGCUCGCCAACUGGAUCGGAUGCACCUGGCACGGCACGUACGACAUUGCCACCAACUUCCCGCCCCUCAAGACGGAGGGCAGCCUGAUGGUGCCGGACCCGUACCUCUCCAAGCUGGGUCUCACCGUCGUCCAGGUGUCGCAGAACCAGGCCGCAGUGUGUGUCGACCCACAGAUGCGCGUGUUCGUCGUGUCGGACGGAGGCUUCGUCGCCAUGGCCACGAGCGGUGCAUACCGUGUCCUCGGCCUCGUCGACCAGACCCAUCUCCGCGACGAGGUCAAGGACCGCUACUCGGGCCAGGUGCUCGGCCACACCCAGGUCGUCAAGUUCCCCGGCAAGGGCGACCAGUACGUCGCGGCCACGUUUGUCGACAUCCCUGCCAACAACGUCGCCAUCCUCCAGCGCAAGGAGGAGCUGUUCGAGCUCGGCGCCGGCCAGCACUACCUCACGGCAGCAAACGUCACCAUCCGCGGCUUCUUCACCAAGGGCGAGGUCCAGCAGGAGCUCCAGUGCGACAACCUGUACACGCGCGACCAGGUGCCCGUCUGGCUUCGCAUCUACCUCCGCUACCAGCUUAUCCACCCCCUCCAGCUCGCGCGCCACGGCUACCCUACGCCGUUCGACGCGCUGCAGGACAAGACUCGCUCGAUCCUCACCCAGAUUGUCGCGCACCUCGACUACUCGGCCAUGGCGCGCACGCGUAACGCUGCCCCCGACGUCGAGAUCGCCGAGCACGCCGAGGACGACUCUGCCGGCGCGAUCUUCGUCUCCGCCGUCCGCAUGCAGGCGAUCGACGAGCUCAAGGUCGUUGCGUGGGAGUACGGCAUCAAGCUCGAGGACCUGGCCAUCAUCGACCGCCGCUUCAAGGGCGAGAUUGCCGCCAAGCUCGACAGUCUGACCACCCGCGCGCUCGAGGCACAGGUCGAGUCGGCCAACCUCGACCGCGAGAACGCCAACAAGCGGAGGAAGCAGGAGGGUGACGCCAAGGUCCUCGAGCUGCAGAACGCCAUGAAGCGCGCGACGGCCGAGACGGACGCGCAGAACACGAUCCAGGCUGCGCGCGCCCGCGCCGAAAGCGCGCUCAUCCAGGCCGAGGCCGACGCCAAGGCCAUCAAGGUGCGCGCCGAGGCGCAGGCGCAGGCUGUGCGCGUGCAGGCCUCGAUCGACGCCGAGAUCCGCGACGAGUUUGCCCGCUCCCUCGCCCAGAGCCGCGUCGAGGUCGAACGUACCCGCGCCUAUGGUUCACGCACGGUGUUUGCGCCGCUCGAGGCAUACCAGUCCGGCGGCAUGGUCGGCAUGGGCAUGGUCGCCGGCUCGCGUCUCAACCAGAUCGAGGAGGCCCCCCCCGCCACCCGCGUCAACGGUGCCAAGUAGGCCACCGCCGCGUAUACAUUGUGACACCCCUAGACCCGCCACCUAAGUCUUUAAUCUCAGCCGUAAUUGCCUCCCUCGACUGUGUAAUGUACAAUAGUAACGUAGCCGUGAAUGAAGUCUAGUCUUGCA
Messenger RNA from Vanrija pseudolonga, 1958 nucleotides. RefSeq lists its product as uncharacterized. The coding region runs from base 24 to 1829 and encodes 601 amino acids. The record is from RefSeq and is a predicted model, not a curated record. The transcript is spliced from 2 exons. Lineage: Eukaryota; Fungi; Basidiomycota; Tremellomycetes; Trichosporonales; Trichosporonaceae.